AUGCAACCAUCCGCUAUGGACUCCAGGCUUGCCGAUGAAGUCCUGCUUCGCAUCCUCAGCUUCCUCGACGCAGCAGACCUCGUUCGACUGCAGCUCGUCAAUACGCAUAUUUGCCGAUUGGCCAAAGACCCUCAGCUGUGGAAACGCCUCUUCUACUUCAACUUUGUGCGGCCCAACAAAGGCACCUCUGAUCAGCAUGCAAGCUCGCGCACCCUCCCUACGCUUCGAGAGCUCAGAUCUUUGCUCUUGCAUCAGAACCUUCUGUCGGGCAAGCACAUCACUGGCGACGGAGCCGGACCCAUACAUCGCUUGCCUAGCCGUUACUACAGCACAUCGCCACGUUCCAGUGCCACAAUCGCGCCGGAGAAAGCGGCUGAUGAUGCUAUCUUCUCACUCUUCCAUCGAGGACUGCGGUCCACAGAGGCCUCGGCUAGAGACCAUCUGAUUGACUGGGAACAGAUCUUUCGUGUUUCGACAAACUGGCAACACGGCAACUUUGCCGUCUCGGAGCUGGUCACACCCACAACAAGGGCCAGGCUCGCGCCACGACAUCUUCCAUCAUUGGCGUCUCAUGGUACUAUCGUCAGAGUAUCCCAUGAGUUCACCCUGACAGCAACUACCGCCGACGUCGAGGAUGCUUCGACCUCCCCCAGCGUGUCUGUCUACCCUUCGGAGCCAUCUACCUCCUCGGCCGACCAGCUCGGACAAACCACCAGCUAUAUACCCACCGAUCUGCAGGACAGAAGGCCAAUCCUGCGAUUCUCUUCGCAAAGGCUUCGCAGGCUUCUCGAAAUACAAUCAUCCGAUCAGGAUCCAAAGCAGGUUCUCAUUACCGAGAUCGCAAUCGAUGCUGACGCUGGCAUGGGUACUCCGUCGGCCGAUGCAUUAGAAUCUCGAAAGCGCAAGGUCGAUGGAACAAAAGAUAUUGUAUCAGGUUCCGUUGCCAGAGUUCUGAUCGCCUAUUCGACCGGACACUUCAGCAUCUUUUCACUUCGCACCACAAACGGCAUCACCAAGUGCUCUGAAGACGUCUUCGACAGCUCAGAGACAACCGCUUCUGACAGUCAUGUCACCAUGGCCGCUCUGCACUCCCACGCGCUCGUCCUGUGCUCUUCCGAUUUUCAACUCGCCUUUUACCGGAUCAGAACAAAUCCGACCACGCGGAUUGAUCUGAUUCACCGUGUGUCGAGCUAUCGUUGCUCGUGGCCCGCAUCUUUGCGUCUCAAGAAGCUCCCUUAUCACGACAUGUCUAAAAGUAUUCGAGGACCCUCAUCGUCUUUGACCGCUGACCGUCACUGGAGAGAAGAAUGCAUCGAAGAACAAGCAUUUCGAGUCACUUUCGCUUACUCGACACCAAGCUAUCCUGCAUCCUGGAGUGUCUCUGUUCUGGAGGUCGUGGUGCGGCUCAACCUCGACGCAGCAUCGCCGUCGGCAGUUCGAGUCACAAGUCGACACGCUACAGCAAAACACCCUUUUCGUCCGACUCCGAUCGACCCGAGGGGUCGUUCUAUGCUCGGCAGGCAUCAAAGCUCACCCCUGCGCACAUCGCACGAAUCUCUGGGGCAGCCUCCAGUAUUGGCAUCAAGGGUAGCUACGACGAGUAGCAGGUCUACGAGCUUAACCUAUGAUGAUCCGUUUGUUGUCCUUGGAGCAAGCGAUAAUCUAAUCGAGGUCUACGAGCUGCUGGGUGCCACCACCUUUGUACGACGCACUCCCAGAGAUUCGCACACACCGGCACCUACUUCUCGCUCGGCGACAGCCACUCCCGCUUCGCCAACUCAAGGUCUUCGUCUCGUGCAUCGUCGCAGCUUACACGGACAUACUGGCAGCGUCGACAGCGUCGCGCUUGAAGAUGGACGGUGUGUUAGUGGCGGGGCGGAUGGCAGCGUGAUGGUUUGGAGCUUGGGCGAUCGUGCCAACGAGACCGACUCAGUUGCCAGUGUCAUGCGCCAUGUUCGAGCCAGCGCCCGCGGCUCAGAGAGGAGAGACGGUACCAAUGGUAUAGGGUCAAAAUCGACCAGCUCCACGAUUUUGGAUCAAGAAGAGGGCGAUGAAGCUGCUACACACAUGGCGCACGUGUUGACUCUACGCUCAUCAAUGGAGCCGGAGUUGUCAGAAUCAGAGCUGCGGGACCCGAACGACAAACACUCGGGUUAUAACCAAGCCCGCGAUGCUCGUCCUCUUGGCCCGUCGCUCGGCCAGAUGGUUCGAAGCCGGGUCUUGGACCGUCAAACUCGAGGGGUGAUCCGCUGGGUAUCGACGGCGUUUGACAAGAUCGUCAGCAUUGUAGCCUACACAGAUGCAAUGUCCGGCCUGAUCGCCGCUGGUAAUUCUUCUACCGAAGCGCAACAGCCCCGUGAAAGGGUGCAGGUUUGGAGCUUCGGCUGA
Sporisorium graminicola is the source of this 2388-nucleotide messenger RNA. RefSeq lists its product as uncharacterized. Gene Ontology annotation, molecular function: protein binding. The coding region runs from base 1 to 2388 and encodes 795 amino acids. Lineage: Eukaryota; Fungi; Basidiomycota; Ustilaginomycetes; Ustilaginales; Ustilaginaceae. The record is from RefSeq and is a predicted model, not a curated record. The transcript has a single exon.